AUGACUAGUCCUACUACUUCCUCACCAACUGGGCGGUGUUCGGGCGAUUUCUGCGUCGCUGACAGGAAGGUGUUCCCCAGCCUUCUUCCAUCUGGCCAGAUAACUACCGAGUCCUUCAGUUUCACCGACUAUGGUGUAUGGUAUCUAGCUGGCUACUCUAGUGAUGAUGGUAUCCGUAUGCUUUGGAGACUCGAAUGCAACCAAUGGUUACCUGUUGCUGAGAAGGCUCUCUCUAAUAUCGAGGCUUCAGGCAACGAUAUGUUCGUGUUCGGCAUCAGUGAGGGUGACGUUGUUGUUUUCGAUCCGGAGAGUUACAAUGCUUAUCGUACAAUAGCUCUGGCGGAUCCUUCUAAGGAAUACACGGGAGUCACCUUUGAUCAAGACUCGAAUAUUCUAUAUGUUACUGAGAAGGCUACUGGGCGGAUUGCUCGGUUCAUAGGUCAGGGGGGAGUGUGGACUCCAAUUGACCCCUUGAAUGGUUCGGAUGUUCUCAUCGAGCCCACUAUUUUGCGCUUCGCACUCGGUAAACUUUACGUUAGAGUGAAUGGUGGCGUUGCCUAUGCUACAAUGGACGGGUCUGUGAAUCCUCAGUGGUCUUUCGUUCCACUGGAUAUUCAAG
This is a messenger RNA of Perkinsus marinus ATCC 50983, 619 nucleotides long. RefSeq lists its product as hypothetical. The record is from RefSeq and is a predicted model, not a curated record. The annotation marks the transcript as partial. The transcript has a single exon. NCBI's taxonomy places the organism in Eukaryota, Perkinsozoa, Perkinsida, Perkinsidae.